Anastrepha obliqua is the source of this 1998-nucleotide messenger RNA. RefSeq names its product larval cuticle protein LCP-30 (gene Cpr49Ac). Gene Ontology annotation, molecular function: structural constituent of chitin-based larval cuticle. Gene Ontology annotation, cellular component: chitin-based extracellular matrix. The transcript has 7 exons. The record is from RefSeq and is a predicted model, not a curated record. Lineage: Eukaryota; Metazoa; Arthropoda; Insecta; Diptera; Tephritidae. The coding region runs from base 121 to 1236 and encodes 371 amino acids.
AAAGCUUAAGGAUUACAAGCAAGCCCAAGUGAAAAAUAACUCACAAAAAGAAAAUAUUCGCCGCAUUCAAAGUGAAGUGCUUUUUUUGAACGAAUUUUUAAAACAAAAAUUUUCAUAAAAAUGAAUGCUAAAGUGAUUUUAUUAGUAACGAUUGUGGCCGGCAUUGCGCUCUGCAGCGCCAUACCAGUUGGUAACAAUGAAAAUGGCAAGUAUCACAAUUCCGUAGAUAAUAAUAAUGAUGGCAAAUAUCAUCCAAGCAAUGACGGCAAAUAUCGUCCAAGUUCUCUCAGCGAAGGCGCAAGAGGCGGUCACUAUGAUGCUCAGGGUCGGUACGUGCACGAUAUCCAACCGUAUCGUCAUAUUCAUGACAACCGAGAACUUGGAAAAUAUAAGCACAUCCCCUAUCCCUACGAUGGUGGAUAUGGGCCAUAUAAUGGUUCUAACAUUCCAUACAUGCAUGUCGAUGUGCCUUAUGACCACAAUCUUUACACAUCUACUACAACCACCACGAAGAAACCAACAACAACUACAACUACAACAACAACGACCACAACCACAACUACACCUCGAACGGUGUUAUUCAACUAUGAGGAGGACGGCAAAUACAAGGUGGUGCAUCAGGAAGAUGUGCGCAAGGAAGACAAAUACGAUCAUUCUUACUUGACCGAAAACGGCAUCUACGGCGAAGAGCAAGCCAAGUUGCAUAAGGAUGGCGGCACUGACGCUAAAGGUUACUACGAAUACACCGGCGAUGAUGGCAAACUCUACCGCGUACACUACGAGAGUAACCACAAAGGAUUCAUACCCAAGGGUGAUCAUAUUCCUACACCACCACCAAUCCCAGAAGCCAUUGCACGCGCUUUGAAAUAUGUCGAUGAUUUGCGCAAGUCACGCGGUGAAACGCCCAUGUUCGAUCAACGUGGUUUCCGUAUUGAUAAAAUGUCAUCGAAGGAUAUUAUGGCCAAAAUCAAAUCUAUCCAUUUGGAGGAGAUGCCCAAAGAGAUUAGCGAUCAAAUUAUUGAAUUUGAACAUGAGGUGGAAAAUUACGAACAUAUGAUAGAAGAGUAUGAACGAGAACAGCCACAAGAGCAGUAUGAGCAAGAAUACCAGCAGCAAGAGUACCAACAACAACAAUACCAACAGCAACAAUACGAGUAUCAACAACAAUACCAAGAAUACCAGAGUGAGUAUUCCACAGUGCCAGCGACCGAGACCUAUGAGGAGCAAUACAAAUAAUUCAUGCCAAUGAGCAAGUGCCAUGCAGACGUAGGAAAGGGAAUAUAGAAUUAACAAAUUUAAAAUUGAAGAAAUUGACAAUUGACAACUGAGAACAUGAAUUAGACAAAUUGCUAAACGAAUACUAGAAAUUUGCUUUUGAAUUAAAAACGGUUGGCUCGUUUAUAAUUCAAUAUUUAAAGUGUUUUAUUAUUUACUUAUAAUAAAUACAUAAAUUCUGUAAGCAAAAAAUUACAACAAAAAACAAUUUAAAAUAUUAGUAAUAAAGAACUAUGCUCGCAUCAUCCACAUCAAGGGGCAUCAGAGAACAUUAGUAGAUAAUGUAAAGCGGUUGGUGGCUAAAACAAAGUGCUGCACGAGAAGACUGUCAAGGUCAGCAGCCGCAAGCCACUGUUGCUGAUUUCGGCCAUAACAUUGAAUCAUCUACACCACACCAAACCAAAUCACACCAGGAAGCAGAUAAAAUCGAGGAAAUCUCAUAAAAGCACGCUCAUAAAUACGCAUUAAACAACACACAUCCUUCCCCACUGAAAUAAUAUAAAAUACAAAAAAAAUAUUCCCAGCAAUAACAAGUCAUCAAUACGUAAAAAAAUUAAAAAAAAAAGUAUGUUAAGAAUUAAUGUCAUAUUUAACUAUUUAUAAUAAAUUUAUUAGUAAUUCAAACAAACUAUGAAAUAAGUCAUAAAAAUGUGUUAUAUGUAGUAUAAACAAACAUAACAAAAAAAUUAAUUCAAAAUAAACUUUUAGCAAAUUGAAAUCGAA